CAAAACACAUUCAUUGUCUUAAACCCCUAAACCCCAAGAAUCCGAACUACCACAAUAAAAAAAUGAGACCAUUUGGCUUGAUUUUUACGGUCAUGUUCUUGGUCUCGGCCUUUUCAGAAUCAAGAACCGCAGAUUGCAGAGUUCUCCUUGGUGGCUCAUCGGAGAAAAUAGAUCAAUCUAAAAAAUAUGGGGUUGAUUUGCGAAGUAAAGAAAUAUUAGGGGUUGUGAUACGUGGUUACAAAAGGUUGCGGUCGCUCUCUGCGGCUGGAGAGAGGAUGCACACAAUGGCUUCGGGACCGAGUAGGAGAGGUGCUGGUCACUAAAAACGACUAACUCACUUACAUACAUUAUUUCUAUACUUCCAAUAAUUUUUUUUUAGCUCAGGUUAUAGUAAUAUAUUUUCAUUUGUUAUAGAUUAUUAUAUUUAUUCAGUCGUUAAAGAUCAAUGUAAAGUUUAGAAGGGAGAAAUUCUUUAACCAUACAAUAGUCGGUUUCCUUCUAAUAAACACCCA
Eutrema salsugineum is the source of this 512-nucleotide messenger RNA. RefSeq lists its product as uncharacterized. The transcript has a single exon. The coding region runs from base 63 to 323 and encodes 86 amino acids. NCBI's taxonomy places the organism in Eukaryota, Viridiplantae, Streptophyta, Magnoliopsida, Brassicales, Brassicaceae. The record is from RefSeq and is a predicted model, not a curated record.